Molecule: messenger RNA, 1721 nt
Organism: Otolemur garnettii (small-eared galago)
Lineage: Eukaryota; Metazoa; Chordata; Mammalia; Primates; Galagidae
Gene: GSR
Product: glutathione-disulfide reductase
Exons: 13
Coding region: 68-1486 (472 amino acids)
Biological process (GO): cellular response to oxidative stress; glutathione metabolic process; cell redox homeostasis
Cellular component (GO): cytosol; mitochondrion
Molecular function (GO): glutathione-disulfide reductase (NADPH) activity; flavin adenine dinucleotide binding; NADP binding
Source: RefSeq, a predicted model, not a curated record
GGCGCGCGCCACCCCCGGCCUCCCGCUACCUGUGCCCGCCGGCGGCCCGCGCGCCCUCUUCUGCGCCAUGGCUGGCCCGCGGGAAUCGCCGCAGCCCGCCGUCGGUUAUGACUACCUGGUGAUCGGCGGCGGCUCGGGCGGGCUGGCCAGUGCACGCAGGGCGGCCGAGCUCGGCGCCAGGGCCGCCGUGGUGGAGAGCCACAAGCUCGGUGGCACUUGCGUAAAUGUUGGAUGUGUACCCAAAAAGGUAAUGUGGAACACAGCUGUCCACUCUGAAUUCAUGCAUGAUCAUGUUGAUUAUGGCUUUCAAAGUUGUGAGAGUAAAUUCAAUUGGCGUGUUAUUAAGGAAAAGCGGGAUGCCUAUGUGAGCCGCCUCAACACCAUAUAUCAGAACAAUCUAACCAAGUCCAAUAUAGAAAUCAUCUAUGGCUAUGCAUCAUUCACAAGCGAUCCCCAGCCCACGGUAGAGGUCAAUGGGAAAAAAUAUACCGCUCCGCACAUCCUGAUUGCCACUGGUGGUGUGCCCGCCAUUCCUCAGGACAGCCAGAUCCCUGGUGCCAGCCUGGGAAUAACCAGUGAUGGAUUUUUUCAGCUGGAAGAACUGCCUAGUUUUAGAACCAGAUCUGCAGAGUUACUGAGCCUGGGUAACUGGGUGGAGAUAGCUGGGAUCCUUUCAGCCCUGGGUUCUAAGACAUCACUAAUGAUACGGCACGAUAAGGUACUUAGAAAUUUUGACUCCAUGAUCAGCACCAACUGCACAGAAGAGCUGGAGAAUGGUGGCGUGGAGGUUCUCAGGUUCUCCCAGGUCAAGGAGGUUAAAAAGACUUCAUCAGGCUUGGAACUCAUCAUGGUUACUUCAGCUCCUGGUCGAAAACCCACCGUGACCACAAUUCCCGAUGUUGACUGCCUGCUCUGGGCCAUCGGGAGGGACCCAAACUCUGGGGGUUUGAACUUAAACAAACUGGGGAUUCAAACUGAUGCGAAAGGUCAUAUCUUAGUAGAUGAAUUCCAGAAUACCAGCGUGAAAGGCGUCUAUGCAGUUGGGGAUGUGUGUGGAAGAGCUCUUCUUACUCCAGGUAAGGCCUCUGCCAUACUUGGUGAGGGGUACCCGGGUGUUAAAACAAAGCCAAAGCAGCUCUUCAAGUUAAAAGAAUGCGUGUCUUUGCAUGGUCAAAAUGAUGCUUUCUUUAUGUGUGUUAUAGAUGAGGCCGUUCAUAAGUAUGGAAAAGAAAAUGUGAAGACCUAUUCAACCUCCUUUACUCCAAUGUACCACGCGGUCACCAAAAGGAAAACAAAAUGUGUGAUGAAAAUGGUCUGUGCCAACAAAGAGGAAAAGGUGGUCGGAAUCCAUAUGCAGGGAAUUGGAUGUGAUGAAAUGCUGCAGGGUUUUGCUGUUGCAGUGAAAAUGGGAGCAACAAAGGCCGACUUUGACAACACAGUUGCCAUCCACCCUACCUCUUCAGAAGAGCUGGUCACACUCCGUUAGGAACCUGGAGACUUGGGGGCUGCAGCUGGACUUUAGACCCUCUGAAAUGAACCUGUCACAUUCACUUUCUGUUCCAGUUUUACAUACUGCUUUAUUCUGAUCAGGAUCUUCUGAUAGUGGAAAUUUUUACUACAUAAAUCAGAAAUUUGUUGUGUUACCCAGGAUUGAUUUUCAUUUGAUCAUAUCUCACAGUAUUUUAAAGUUUUCUUUUCUUUCUUUUUUUUUUUAAAGAUAG